Molecule: messenger RNA, 2719 nt
Organism: Prunus avium (sweet cherry)
Lineage: Eukaryota; Viridiplantae; Streptophyta; Magnoliopsida; Rosales; Rosaceae
Product: putative potassium transporter 17
Biological process (GO): potassium ion transmembrane transport
Cellular component (GO): membrane
Molecular function (GO): potassium ion transmembrane transporter activity
Source: RefSeq, a predicted model, not a curated record
UGACUUGUUUUGUUAUCGAGAAACACGAGGAACAUAACAGAAUUGAUUAAUAUUUUUUGGAUUGAUCUUUGAAGAAUAUGUUAUGCGUUUCUUCAGCAACUAUAAGAAUUACUAAUUUAUUUUGGAAAUUAGUUUAGGGAUUGAGAGGGAGGGAGAGAGUUGUUUUGUUUGCGUUUGUGUGUUUGUUUGACUUCAAGCCAAAACCAGAGAGAUCAAAGGGUAAAAGUGCUAGAUUAACCCUUGAACCAGAUGCGUAGGCUACAAUCCCCUGAAGGUGGAGGGGAAGACAUCGAUAUGGCGAGGGAUCAAGACGGUGGAAGAGUGCCAAUUUGGGCUUUAUUAUUGUUUCAACUUCUGAAAGGAUUGGGAGGGGUUUGAACUUUGAUCGAUGGUUUUUCUCAUUGGAUGGUUAGAAAGCCAGAGGAAGAAGAUGAAGAAUACAUUAAAAACAAAGUUUUCUUUUCAAUAUUUGUUUUAUUAUUCAAUAUCAAUUCGAGUUAACCUUCGUGAUCUCUCUGUUAAGUAUGGGAUAGGUGGCGAAAUAUUAAGAAAGAAACAGGAAAGGCACAUGGAAAUUGGGCACAGGAAAAUUGAACUCCUAUUCUUACACGGGGAAGGGUAGGUGGCAGACUCUGAUACUUGCAUACAAGACACUGGGAGUAGUCUUUGGAGGGCUUGUCACAUCCCCACUCUAUGUAUACCCUUCGAUGCACCUCAAGUCUCCAACAGAAGAUGACUAUUUGGGCAUCUACAGCAUUAUGUUCUGGACUCUCAGUCUCAUUGGGGUUGUCAAGUAUGCCAGCAUUGCUCUCAAAGCCGACGAUCAGGGCGAAGGUGGAACUUUUGCCCUGUAUUCAUCACUUUGCAGGAAUAUGAACAUUGGCGUGCUUACUUCAAGGCCUACAAAUUCAAGUUCAAGUCUUUCACCCUCUCUCUUGGAUGAGGGCACAGAAAAACAGAGUAGGCUUGCAAAGUUUUUCAGAAAAAGUGUCUUUGCUAGAAGGGUGUUGCUUUUUAUUGCUAUGCUAGGCACGUGCAUGGUUAUUGGAGAUGGUAUUCUUACACCUGCAAUCUCUGUUUUGUCAGCAAUGGAUGGAAUAAGGGCUCCUUUUCCAUCUCUGAGUUCCUCUGUGGUGGAAGCGCUUUCUGCAGUAGUCCUUAUCAUUCUGUUCUUGUUACAAAAGUUUGGUACAUCUCGAGUGAGCUUCCUUUUUUCCCCCAUAAUGGGUGCAUGGACGUUGUGUACCCCACUUGUAGGAAUUUAUAGCAUCAUACAUCAUUAUCCAAGCAUAUUUAAGGCUAUAUCACCACACUAUAUCUUCCGUUUCUUUUGGAGAAAUGGAAGGGAAGGCUGGCUGUUGCUUGGUGGCACUGUCCUUUGCAUCACAGGCUCCGAAGCAUUGUUUGCAGAUCUUGGCCAUUUCAACCGAAGCUCCAUUCAGAUAGCUUUCUUGUUUACAAUCUAUCCAUCUCUGGUUCUGACAUAUGCGGGGCAGACAGCAUACCUGAUCAGGAAUCCAAAUGAUCAUGAUGAUGGAUUCUUUAAGUUUAUACCAAAAUCGAUCUACUGGCCUAUCUUUAUCAUAGCCACAUUGGCUGCAACAGUUGCAAGCCAAUCUCUAAUAUCAGCCACGUUUUCUGUCAUCAAGCAAUCUGUAGUACUUGAUUAUUUCCCUCGGGUGAAGGUUGUGCACACAUCCAAUAGCAAAGAAGGAGAGGUUUACUCCCCUGAAGUCAACUACAUCCUCAUGAUUCUCUGUGUUGUUGUCAUACUUAUUUUUGGGGAUGGAAAAGACAUUGGCAAUGCAUUUGGUGUUGUUGUCAGUCUAGUCAUGCUCAUCACCACAAUAUUACUGACACUGGUAAUGAUCAUAAUAUGGAGAACACCACCUAUGCUGGUUGCUCUUUACUUCUGUGUAUUCUUUGUCAUGGAAGGUGUUUACGUGAGUGCAGUCUUCACUAAGAUCCCUGAAGGUGGAUGGAUUCCUUUUGCCAUAUCCUUUAUCCUUGCCUUCAUUAUGUUUGGUUGGUUUUAUGGGAGACAGAGAAAAUUAGAAUAUGAGUUGACUCAUAAGAUAACCUUAGACAGACUUGGUGUGCUAUUAUCUGACCCCAGUGUUCAAAGGGUUCCUGGAUUGUGCUUCUUUUACACCAACAUUCAAGAUGGCCUCACUCCGACUCUUGGACACUACAUUAAAAACAUGAAAUCCCUUCACCAGGUCACUAUGUUCACUACUCUUCAAUACCUAUUGGUUCCUAAGGUUGCUCCUCAUGAGAGGAUUGUCGUAAAAAAACUUGGCUUCAAAGGAGUUUAUGGGUGUGUUAUUCAGUAUGGCUAUGCAGAUCCCCUAAACCUUGAAGGAGAUGAUUUUGUUAGUCAAGUUACAAAUAGCUUGCAGGCACAUAUACAAAACUGCUCAGGCCGUCUUCCAUCCAUUCCUUCAGAGAUCCAAGAAGAGAUAUCUGAUUUGGAAGAAGCAAGGAGUGCAGGUGUAGUUCAUGUUAGAGGAAAGACAAGGUUUUAUAUUGGCCAUAACUGUGGCUGGUUUGAUAGAAUUAUGCUGGCAUUUUAUGAAGUUCUGCACAGCAACUGUAGGUCGGCUCUGCCUGCUCUAGGGGUGCCUCCGCCUCAGCGGAUUGAGGUCGGAAUGCUUUAUGAGGCUUGAAGGAAGGAAGGCUAUAUUUUGGUGGAAUAUUGAAAUAAGAUGCUACUUAGAUU